This is a messenger RNA of Pelobates cultripes (western spadefoot toad), 369 nucleotides long. NCBI's taxonomy places the organism in Eukaryota, Metazoa, Chordata, Amphibia, Anura, Pelobatidae. The record is from the annotation of a GenBank genome assembly.
AUGCAGGCCUCUAGGCUUAAUGCACCUCUUCCUGAAGGAUAUACAGACAUUAAAUUAUUCAAAGACCUAUCGGCGGCCACCAUGUUUAAAAGAAGAUCAUUUGCACCUAUAACAAUGGCUCUCCGAAAUGCCAACAUAUUGUAUAAGUGGGGAUUCCCUACCAAACUAAUCAUCAAAAGAAAUGGAAUUGAUCGAGCAAUCCUAACACCGGAAGAAGGAAGGAAAAUUCUAGGAGAAUGGAAUGUCCCUGUCCCAACAACUGACCCACAAAGUUCGGACAUGCCACCACCCCGUAAAGUGGCGAGAGACUGGCAACAAAUCCCAUGGAUUACGGCAACCCCUCAAAGCCGAAGAAAUCCUCAUCCAUAA